Molecule: messenger RNA, 1888 nt
Organism: Coniophora puteana RWD-64-598 SS2
Lineage: Eukaryota; Fungi; Basidiomycota; Agaricomycetes; Boletales; Coniophoraceae
Exons: 7
Coding region: 1-1602 (533 amino acids)
Source: RefSeq, a predicted model, not a curated record
AUGUCUACCACAUCGCUAGCGAAGAAGAAAGGGCAUAUAUGCCCCCCCUCAGACGCGGCGGACCCCGCAGAUCGCUGGGAGACCAUGUUUGUCUACGCGUUCAUAUACAAAUUCACCAACCUUCGAGCAAAGACAGAAGGGUUUGAAACUGCCAUGGAUCUCGAAACUGCGCUCAAGGCACCUGGCCCAGAUCCUGUACUCUGUAAAGUGCUACAGCACUUCAUACUGAAUAUGCGACCACAAACGCGUACUUUGAGUGUCGAUCAAAUCUCUACGACCGUGGCGGGCGUCCUGGCAGACUAUACCAAAACACCUGAAAGAACAGUGUUUUGGGACGAGGACCUCAAUGCUAAUGUGGACCCUCUUGCUAACGUCGAAGGGGGCAUCUUUUCAGCGGACUGGGACCUCAAACUUAGGGUACUCCGCCAACUGGUGGAAUCACAGCUGGCACAUUCCGCCGCUAUCAAAACCAAAAUUGAUCGUGCUUGGGGCGUGAUGCAGCAGAAGACAAAGAAGAAGGACGCUGAUGCUGCACCCCCUGAGUCUGAUGAUGCAAAUAGCCUCCAAAGCCUACAAGUGCAGCCCUUGGGCCAAGACUUGGAACGAAAACGUUACUGGGCUGUGGACGAUUCACCCCGGUUAUAUGUGUCGACGAAUCCUUGGAAAAUUACUUCUACCCUCCGAACUAUUGCUUCCAGCCGGGAAGAGUACAUGGCACUCAUUGAGCAGUUGAAGGCAGCAUCUCUGCAACUAACUGACAAAAAGGCGAAGUCUCGGAAGGGACAACAUGAUCUGCUUGUUGAGACCCUGGAAAGUCGCGUAGAAGCGAUAGAUCGGGAAUUGGCCAGGAUUGCCAGAGUACGCCGGAAGAUUGAACAACGACAAAUUGCUCUAGCCCAGGCCGAGGUGCGCUCGACGCGAACUCGUAGGCAGACUCGGCGGCCAGAAUAUGUUUACAAUGACGUUGAGAGUGACGAUGGUGGAGACGAAUAUCAGUUUGAAGAGGAUAACGACUACGACGAUGAGGCUUUUGGAGACGAUUUAUCUAGCAACCAUUCAAACCGGCGCCGAGCGGAAGGAACACGAAGGUCAUCCCGCGCAACAAAAGGUAGACGCGUUUCCCGCUCCCCAGACGGUACAGGCGGGAUGGAAUGGGGAGCAGAGCGACGGUCAACACGUCUCGGUCCCCCGGAACAAGCGACCUCGUCUCGCAAGCGUGCCAGAACAGAAGACAGCGUCACGAGUUCCAGUUCUUACGACGUUAACCCAUCAAUCCCCACGGAGCGUACGGCGGCUAAAGUAGCCAGAACGAACGGCGCGGCAGCUGUGAGACCGACGGAGGUAGCUGUGGAACAAGUCGCAGGGAAGAAGAAAAGCCGGUAUUGGUUUUACGCGGUUGAACCGAUACCAGCGCCAUCUGGUGAGGCACCGAUAGGUGCCAACGGGGAUGAUAACCCGAAUUCUUCAAACGGACACUUGCCCAAUAGCAACGGCGUGUCUAAUAUGAGCACAGCGCAUUUGAAUGAAGAUGCGAUGGACGUUGACUCCAACGUUGACGUAGAGACAGAAGGCAGCUUGCCUCCCGCGUCCAGCGUCGAGUGAAGGGCGGUAUUUACUUCCGGCCAACUUCCGGAAAGCAUUCUGCUCAGCUUCGCAAUUCUCUUUCGGGGUAUCCUACAUGUUCUCUCACAGUCAUUCAUACCACAGCAUUCCUCCGGCGACAAAUAACUUAACUUACUGUGUCACCAUCCUAUUAUGCAUAGGUUCUUAAUAUCUGCUCUUGGAACACAGAGCACAUACAUACAUACAGCUCCGUUUGCACACGAAAUGGGACCUAGUACUUACGUAGUUGACAAUUCUCAGCAAGUAGUUGUGAUUUUUAUGGGCC